Messenger RNA from Labrus mixtus (cuckoo wrasse), 1379 nucleotides. It is a transcript of the gene pacrg, whose product is annotated as PARK2 co-regulated. The coding region runs from base 465 to 1151 and encodes 228 amino acids. Gene Ontology annotation, cellular component: vesicle; neuron projection; cytosol. The transcript is spliced from 5 exons. The record is from RefSeq and is a predicted model, not a curated record. Lineage: Eukaryota; Metazoa; Chordata; Actinopteri; Labriformes; Labridae. Gene Ontology annotation, molecular function: Hsp70 protein binding; Hsp90 protein binding.
UGUAAUAAUGAAAAGUAAUAAUUUGCAAUUAAAUAAUAAUGACACACAGACAUCAGUUCAAAUUAAUGCUAUUUUGUCCUUUCAACAAUUUAAAAAAAUACGAUGACAUAAUCAUCAUGUAGGCUACUCUAAUAUCUCAAAUACAGCAAUUUUUGCUGUCACAUAACUAUCUCUUUAACAUUUGUUUUGGCUUUGUGAGAAAUUUUGAUAAGGUCAAAUAAAAAGUAAUAAUACAAAGAGGGGGGUCCUCUACAGCACGACACUUUGCUCUGCAUAUUUUCAAAAGUGCCAUAGAAUUUCUAUGGCAACAAGGAAACACGCGUCUCCGCAGCAACCAGACCUGAGCGUCUCUGACGUUGCCUAGCAACCACAGCAGGGAGAAAAAUAAAAACUACGAACAGCUCUUGCGCCACACAAAUCAACAUUUCUGCUUCACUUAAUUCUUUUUCAAGACACCUGUGGAUAUGUUGAGACACAAGAAGGAGCAAAGAACACAAGGCUUCACCGUGAAGUCUACUAUGAAGAACUCCGUGGUGGUGGGCCCACCGCCUGCAGGGGCUUUUCAGACGCGCCCCUCUAAACCAACCACCUUUCGCAAGUUCUACGAGCGUGGAGAGUUUCCGAUGGCACUUGAGCAUGACACUAAGGGAAACCGAAUUGCAUGGAAGGAGGAGAUUGAGAGACUGGACUACCACCGCAUCCUGCCUUUGUUCUUCGAUGGCUUAUGCGAGACCGUUCAUCCGUAUGAGUUCUUUGCCCGGCAGGGGGUCCAUGACCUGCUCGAGCACGGAGGCCCCAAGAUCCAGCCUGUGAUUCCCCAGCUCAUCAUCCCCAUCAAGAACGCCCUGAACACGAGGAACCGUCAGGUGAUCUGCACCACGCUGAAAGUCCUGCAGCAUCUGGUGGUGUCUGGAGACAUGGUGGGAGAAACUCUGGUGCAGUUCUACAGACAGAUCCUCCCCAUAUUCAACAUCUUCAAAAACGUGAACAUGAACUCCGGAGACGGCAUCGACUACAGCCAGCAGAAGAGAGAGAACAUAGGUGAUUUGAUCCAGGAGACUCUGGAGAUGUUCGAGCUCUACGGGGGAGAGAACGCCUACAUAAACAUCAAAUACAUGGUGCCCACCUACAGGUCCUGCUUAAACAACUGAUCAAGCUGAUGCUGCACAGACUCUUGACGUCUCCGUCAGUCCCUCUUUAUCUGCCCCUCACCUCUAAACGAACCUCUUAUCUCUUGCCUUUUUUUUUCCAUCCUGGUUCUCUCCUAAUCUUAAUCUCAGCCUCACUCCAUGGUUUCUCCUUUUGUUUCUGAACUCCUCUCUGCUCUGUAGCAUAACCUUUUUAUUUUUUAAAUCCUUAUUAAAUUCAUUGCUGCAAGU